Messenger RNA from Panicum hallii, 1286 nucleotides. RefSeq names its product putative GEM-like protein 8. The record is from RefSeq and is a predicted model, not a curated record. The coding region runs from base 227 to 916 and encodes 229 amino acids. The transcript has 3 exons. Lineage: Eukaryota; Viridiplantae; Streptophyta; Magnoliopsida; Poales; Poaceae.
AAUUCCAAAGCGCCGAAUUGGUUUGGGUGGCCACCGGGGCCUUUGGAUCUUUCUGGGGGAGGAGGAGAUAGGCACCAGCGCUAUAAAAGAAGCUUUCCCCCUUCUCAUUUGGGGCCUGAGCAACCCGCAACCACCGCACGUUAGGUAUCGAGGCAAGAACAGAGCAGGGCAGGGCAGAGCAAAGCGAGGCGGCUGCCAAGUCUUUCGUUGGAAAGAAGGUUCAGAGAUGGAGGGGUCGAUGACUGAAGGGCAUGUGGUCGGGAUCCCGGUGAGCAGCAGGGCGUACGGCAUCGAGGAGCCGGAGUUCCCGGAGGAACAGACGCCCGAUCAUGGAGAAUUCCCGAGCUCCUUCCAGUCCAGCUAUGAUGCGAACAGCUCCACGACCGCCGACCGGCCGACGAGCAAACACGGCAGGAAGGGAGACAAGAUCGCUCAGGGCAUCAAAGAACACGUGAUGCUCGGGCCCAAACUUUCCGACACGGUGAAGGGGAAGCUGACGCUGGGCGCGAAGAUCCUCCAGGCCGGCGGCGUGGAGAAGAUGUUCCGGCAGUGGUUCUCCGUGGACAAGAACGAGAAGCUGCUCCGGGCCUCGCAGUGCUACCUCUCGACGACGGCCGGCCCGAUCGCUGGCCUGCUCUUCGUGUCCACGGCGCGGGUGGCCUUCCGCAGCGACCGGACUCUGGCGGUGUCCACCCCGCGCGGCGACAAGGGGCGCGUGCCCUACAAGGUCACCAUCCCGCUGAGGAAGGUGAAGGCGGUCCGCCCCAGCGAGAACAAGCACCGGCCGGAGCAGAAGUACGUGCAGCUCGUCACCAACGACGCCUUCGAGUUCUGGUUCCUGGGCUUCGUCAGCUACAACCGGUCGCUGCAGCACCUGGAGCAGGCCGUCGCGUACUCGCAGCAGCAGGUGCAAUGACGGCGGGCGCUCGACGCACGCGUGGUGGAGCUGCUGCUGCUGCUGCUGCUGCUAGGCUGAUGAUGGGGAGUGGUUUCUUCAUGUGCGCGCCGUGUGUCGUCUUCGUGUAGUUGGGCUAGUUCUGUCUGUGUAUGUGUAGGGCUGCAACAUGUCGUUGUAUAUUUGGGGAUCGGUCGCCUCGUGGAUUAAUCGGCUGUGGCUAGCAAGUUGGUUGGAGGCGAUCGAUCAAGGGCAUGUGAUCUUUUUGGGGUUGGGGAAGAGGAAAAUUCAUGGAUUUGCAACAGAAAUGGUUGUGCGCCGAUGCAAAAGUGCCAUCAAUAUCCAUUCUUUUCUCAAGAAAAAAAAGUUGUGCUGAAAUGGGAUUGUGCUA